Lineus longissimus is the source of this 3704-nucleotide messenger RNA. RefSeq names its product B-cell linker protein-like. NCBI's taxonomy places the organism in Eukaryota, Metazoa, Nemertea, Pilidiophora, Heteronemertea, Lineidae. Bases 405 to 1994 code for a protein of 529 amino acids. The transcript has 19 exons. The record is from RefSeq and is a predicted model, not a curated record. Gene Ontology annotation, molecular function: protein binding. Gene Ontology annotation, biological process: cell surface receptor protein tyrosine kinase signaling pathway; intracellular signal transduction.
UGAUUGUGUUUAGGAAGAGUUGCCAAAUGUACAUAGAGUAGUCAGUUGUUACUUCUGCAGAGUAAUUGUGUCAGUCAAUCAGUGAAUUGGAAAACUGGGAAAUUCAAGACGAUAUAUAGCACGUCUGAUAGUGAUGUCAUACUGUCUUGUAUUGUCUGGCAAAUCUUCCCUCCAUUGGCUGUGUGAAGUAGGCCAUUGUGUCCAAGAUUCCAGAUAACUUAGUUGGAAUGAAGUCGUUACAAGUUCAAGUCCUCCUGUUAUCAAUGAAUGGUACUAAAACAAUAGCAGACGUUAUACAGAGUAAUUGAGGCCACAUUUACGUCAAUGACUUUGGUGUGAAGUACUGUUACUCAGUAUUAGGUUCCUGGUCAUGGACUAGUAUCCUGUGCGACUUGUUGGCAGCUAUGGAGAAAUCAAGAUUAUCUAUUAGAAGCGUCCAAAAGCUUUUUGGGGGCACUUCAGUCUCAAAAGUCUCAAAGACGCUACCUCCACCUAUAGAUUAUUCCAAUACUGGCGACGAUUCUGAUGGGGAAUCAUGGCCUGAAGAUGAAUUUGACAGCGAGCCAGAUGACUUUGAUGAACAUCCGAACCAUGCCUCAUUAUCAUACGAAACGCCGAGUGAACCUGCACAGAACACAGACGACUUUUAUGAGCUUCCUUGGGACGACCCCCUUGCCCAGAAAUAUCUUGAUGAAAAACUCCGUAGAGUCAGUGAGGAUUUACAGCAGAGCUCUUCAGGGUGUAGCUCGUUACUGCCUCAUUCCUUGAGCCACAACGAGGCCUUCAAUCGCCAAUUCUCCCAGGAUCUCGGCUCAGACAGUGAUCAGGACCAGCUGUUUUCCUAUGAUCGACGCAUAUCUGAUGUUUACGGCUCAGAAACUGAUUUAUUCCAGUCGGAAUAUGACCAAGAACCACAUCAAGAUGAUGAUGGCCAUUCACCAGAUGAAGAUUAUGAACAACCAACAUCCGCACAUCCUUCUCCGAGUAAAUUUACAGCCAUUGGAUUAUCGCCGAUUCAUAAACCAACCAAAUCCAGAGUUCCUGAUCCUGAGCCAGAAGCAGAUGAAUUUUACGAGAUGACUGACUUUGAAAGCGACACUCAGAUCAAACCAUUUACCAAAUCGUCCACGAUGCCCUCGUCAGUGCCACCAAUACCUGCUCCAAUCAAAUCGCGGACCUUACCUCCGGCGCCGACGCCUAUCAAACCAAAAGAUGUGGACACACCCAUGACAGGUUCUGUUAGCGCCCUAAAGGCUAAACUCGAGGGCCUACCGCAUCAACUAGGUCCUAAACGAACGAUCCCAACACCACCCGACUCACGAAGUAAUUCUCUGAGUUCAAGCAGCAGUAUACCAGGGAGUCCGCAGUUUCCACGGUCACCAAAACUCGGGAAGUUGCCACCAGCACCGUUCCGUCGCCCUGGUUACCGAGAGCCAAGAACCUCGGUUACAUCCAUAUCAUCAAGUUCGUCUGAGUCUGGAUCUGGAGUGGUCGGCCCUCCACCACUUCCUCCCAGAAUCCCAUUACCUCCUCCACCAUUGCCAAGGCCAGAACCACCCGGUCAAGAAGAUAAACCAGCUCCUCGACGUGGCUCGAUACCACUGCCGAUGCCUCCUGUACCAAGUGUACCCGAUGACACUGAACCAGAUAUUCUAGAUGGUCUGUAUGCUUAUCCCUGGUUCCACGGAUCAGUCGGCCGAGAUUAUGCAAAUAAAAAACUACCGUUAUUACCAGAAGAUGGGACUUUUCUUGUUCGUAAAAGUACUCAUGGGCCUCACCAGCCUUAUUCUUUAGACAUAUUGUAUGAAUCGACGAUUAAACGUCUACCAAUCAGACUGAGGCGUGAUGGCAAGUAUGCAUUAGGAAAGGAAAAGGACGGUGAACAGAGUUUUGCUGGCGUUGCGGACCUGAUCGUCUACCACAAAGAGUACCCCAUCUUUGUUGUUGGAUCGGCUGGAGCUGAGGUCACUCUCAAACGCACACCACCAAAAUGAGAGAUCAUGUGAGCGAGAGACCGGAGGUGACGGGUUGUGAAUGGAUAUCCACUGGUGGUAUUGCAACCUCAGUAAAGCACUCGUGCGGACACUUUUAUCAGAAGAGGUGACAAGUUCUUUCUGUAAACAGGACCAGAAUUGCUGAAGACGCAAUUGUGUCCCAUUCACUAAGUUUUCUUGAUAUAUCUUUACCCAGCUCAUGUGUUGUCUCGGAGACAAAAAGGGUCAAAUAUUCACAAAUGAGGGUUUACAUGGGUUCAUCUGGGUUCAAUGGAUGGGAGACAUUAGAGUUCACUGGUGCGAAAAAGACUUGAGGAAGCAUCUGUGUUGAUGGGAUUUGAUGGUACAAGCUGCGUGCUAUGAACUGUUGAUGUGCUCUAGCAUGGUAUGACGGACUUCUCAACAAGACAAUUAGAUUGGUUGCUCUCGUAAAAUGGACCAUGUGUCACUUCAUAUCAUCAGGUAUGAUGUUACUCUUUAACACUGGUUGGACACUGCUUGAUUCAUUCCAUUUGUAGAUAAACAUUCCAUCAUUCACGUCUGCACACUUAGUGCUUUUAAACCAGUAAAAAAUCAAAACUUUGCGACUGUGAAGUCCCUUCCUUCUUGUUGGGUUUGUUUACACAAUGUUAGCACGUGAAUCUACCGACUUUGAAUGGGAAGACCCAUAGCUAACAUGGGGGGGGGGGCACAAAAUGAGACAAAAGUCUGUGUUACAAACAUGUUUUUCAGUGGAUUGAGGCUGUGGGUCAUAAUGACAUGACCUUGCCAACAUCCAGGUCAAGCUUUACUCUGAAAGAAGUGAUUGGCAGUAUUUGUUAACUUGGCUGUAGUUCUCAAGUUUGUCUGAAUGUUUGUUGCUCUAAACUGUUGUUGAAAGAAGUUCCACACAAACUUCAUCGAGCUUUGACAAGUUAUUAGGUUUUGUUGUUGACAUUUGUGCUAUCUUGUUAUCUCGAGUGUGCUAGGUUCUUCAUAUGAAGAGCCAUUAUGAACAAAAUUAUUAGAUAAUGCUGGCAAAACAUACGUGACAGUACAAAGUCUGCCAGAUCCUAUUGUUGAUAGUUCAUAAUUCUGUGUGAAAAGUGAUGUUACUUAUGUAUGUGCUCAUGAAAACUUGUCAACUCUCAUUAUAUGUCUGUCUGUCCAUAUUGUGAACUUUCAACUGAUGUAAAUUUGACUUGUUUAUCCAAGAGUAGAUUAGACUGUUCUGUGGUGUAUUUAUUGUGAGAAGCCCAACAGAGCCAGCCGACCUUGUGCAGUGUAAUAGGGAACACGGUACUCCAUAGGACAAACAUAGGAGGUGCUCAUGGACCACAGGCCUUACAUUCCUGGUCGCAGUAGUAUGUAUUCAGUCCAAGCUAACGAGUUUGAAGGCUUUUGUUCAGUGUUAGACAUGGACGGGCAUCACUCACUUCAUCCUGUUGUAUGACAUGCUAUACUAUAAACUCAGUCAGGAGCUCUCACUACCUAAUCACUGUGUACAAGUGCAUCGAGCAUGCCAUACUAACAGGAAGUACAUUCCAAUGGCCCAGUUCACCUGGCAGAGGUUGAAACAGCUCUUGACUGGGUUCACAGUAGAAGCUGUUCCCACAAGGGUAAAAACAGCUCUUGACUGGGUUCACAGCUGUAGCUAGACUUGAUCAAACCUGUAAAUGUUGUACAAACGGAGAAUAUCAUAUUGAUACAGAAUAAAUAUUUUAUAAUAUA